This is a messenger RNA of Alternaria atra, 1188 nucleotides long. RefSeq lists its product as uncharacterized. The transcript is spliced from 3 exons. NCBI's taxonomy places the organism in Eukaryota, Fungi, Ascomycota, Dothideomycetes, Pleosporales, Pleosporaceae. The record is from RefSeq and is a predicted model, not a curated record. The coding region runs from base 1 to 1188 and encodes 395 amino acids.
AUGUUGUCACUCUUUUCUUCGGCCAGCCUGCUUCUUAGCACCGGCGUUCUCAACGCUGCGCUUGUUCUGGGAGCACCUCACCUUGUUGAACGUGACGGAUCAUCUCCUUCGCUGGCAUAUGAUCCAAGCACCACCAAAUAUUGUUCGUGGUGGAUUGAUUUGACCGAGGCGAGAGACUGCUCUCCUCUCCUAGAGGAGAACUUCAUCACUCUCGAGGAGUUCCGUCGCUGGAAUCCGUCCAUCACUGCUGACUGUGGUGGUCUUGUAGUCGGGAAGUCGUACUGUGUAGAGACUCAGAACGAGCCUGCUCCGAUUUCUUCUUCGUUCAGUUCUUCGUCGACACCUCUUCCUACUUCUACCUCGUCGUUCAAGUCUACUUCGGCUUCUUCAUCAAAGCCGGUGGUCACAGUCCCCUCUUCCACCAUCAAGACGUCGACAUCGACUACCGCACCGCCUACGACAACAAAACCCUCCAAUGGAGUUGAGACACCCUCUCCGCUGCAACCCGAUGUCGUUUCAAACUGCGAUUCAUUCUACUAUGUCAAGAGCAGCGACAGCUGUGUAAACAUCGCCAAAGCCAACGGAAUCUCCACCACCCAGUUUCUCGCCUGGAACCCAAGUGCUCGCUCCGACUGUACCGGUCUCUGGGCAAAUGCAUACGCAUGCGUUAGUAUUAUCGGCCACACGCCGACUUCUGCAGCUCCCAGCCCAACGACGACAGGCAAUGGUAUCGCAACCCCGACUCCAAUCCAGGAUGGCAUGGUCCGGAACUGCGACAGCUUCUACAUGGUGAAAUCAGGUGACACGUGUGACAAGAUCUCUUCUGCAAAGGGCAUCACUUCAGCUCAGAUCAUCUCGUGGAAUCCGGCUGUUGGCUCAAACUGUGGUAGCUUGUGGCUCGAUACUUAUAUCUGCAUUUCCAUCGUAGGGCACACGCCCACGACUACUACCAAGGCUCCAGCCACCUCGACCCGCCCUGGCAAUGGCGUUGCCACGCCUACACCGUACCAGGAUGGUAUGACGACGAGCUGCAAAACCUUCCACUAUGUUGCAAGUGGUGACACUUGUGCGACCAUCUCUGCGAAGUACAAGAUCAGCACGACAAACUUCGCCAAGUGGAAUCCUGCGGUUGGUAGCACAUGUGCUGGCUUAUGGGCAAACACGUAUGCGUGCGUUGCUGUACUUUAA